Messenger RNA from Procambarus clarkii (red swamp crayfish), 1962 nucleotides. The record is from RefSeq and is a predicted model, not a curated record. Lineage: Eukaryota; Metazoa; Arthropoda; Malacostraca; Decapoda; Cambaridae.
CGAUCCUUGUGAAGGAAGAGGAUCCUAUAGUAUCUGAAGGCCGUGAAGAAUGCUGUGUCGCGUGGGUAUCCUGUGCUGUGCCUGUCUCUAUUGGACGGGUCUCGGACUCUCUACCGACUACGUCAACAAGACGGGACACUUCGGCGUCACUGACAGAGCCUACAAUAACGCUGCGGUUGGAAAGUGGUUGUAUGCAAGCAAUAGAAUCAAGCUGCCUGCAGGUGAGAGAGACGAUCCGGCAGCUUUGGUAAUAUAUUUCUCAAAAAGUUUGAUUUUAUAAGUAUUUGUUAUCGUUACAUAUUGGGCGUCUCGUGUUGCAUUUUAAUUUAAAUUACAAGGUUGUUGUGGCAACUCUGAUUGCAGGAAUGAGUGAGCAGGAGGCGCUGCUGUGGUGUCAGUACCAGUGUGUUAGGAACGCUAAGUGUAACUCCUUUGUUUUCAACAAAGCCGACGCCAUCUGCUACUGGACCUCAUUCAACCGCUGCGCUGAUCCCGGGCAACCCUUGUACAACGUAACGGGCUUACGAUCGUAUGACGUCAGGAACGGGAGCUUGCCACAACCCUACAACAGCUGCUACAGCUCGUGCAGCAGCGGUAACAACACCAACUGCUGGCAGUGUGGCAGACCCAGCUGUCGAGGCCCGAAGUGCAUCGACUGUGCCUUCUAUUGCUGGGCUGAACAACUUUACAACAGAACGAAAGUAACCGCAGUGUGGUCGGACCCACAACUGGCCACGUCGCUGUACGUCCCCUGUGAUAAAGGCUGGCAGAUGAUCUGGGGUUACUUCAACAUCACCCAGCCGCCCAAAUUCAACGUGUAUCCACUACUUUUGAACACAUCGCUGGUCCUCCGGCUGGUCGUCGUCUACCAAGACGCCAGUGUCCUCUACUCCUACUUCGACAACUUCACCUACGCGGGACUCGACAAAAUCUCCGUCGGGUCCUACCUGGGCGGCAAUGCUGGCAACUACUGGGAGGCGCCCUUCGUGAACCUGCCAGUGGCCUUCAACUCCAGCUGCCCCAUCUUCUACCCGACGAACUCCACCACCUGCGUCCCGGGAAGCGGAUACAAUUCAAACUUCUUUUGGUUUACGGGGUCCCCUGCAUUCGACGCCAUAGGUGUCAGCCAGUUUCAGCUCUGGGUCAUACCAAAUGGCAUGGAAUGGUUCGAUCCUCUCUAUGCUGUGGAAACAACUGCUUCACCUUCAGGCUAAGACGACACAGAUGAGAGUUGAGUCGUGUGGAACAGCACAAUAGCUGAUACCUCCCGAGACACCUCUCAGAAGAGCUUCUUCUGGAUUCAUGUUUCUCCCCUAAUUUGAUGUGUAAAAAAUCUAGAUUAUGUCCAAUCCUUCUGUUUCUAAACAGUAACAUUGGUUCAGUUCAGCUCAUGGCUCAUACGUAUAACUGUUUACUGCUACAAUCUGCUUCAGUUCAGCUUAAAUCCCAUACAUGUAAAUGCAAGCUUUAAUUGAUCUAUCGCUAUAUUUCAGAAUAUCUGUAUUCUUUAACAAUUCAUUAAUGUAUCUCUGUAAUACUGCAUUUCUACGUUACUGUAUCGCUUUAUUUCUAUAUCAUUACAAUACUGUAUCACUACAUUUAUGUAUCACUACCUUGUUGCAUCACUAAUUUACUGAAUUAUUACAAAAUUGUAUCACUGCAUUAUUGUAUUACUGUAUCACUAACUUACUAUAUGACAACAUAAAUGUAGCACAAUAUUACUGUAUUAUAAUAUUACUGUAUCACUACAUUACUGGAUGUAUUACUGUACAUCUAUUAAUGUAUUACAGUAAUAUAUUACUGUAUCACUACAUUAUUGUAUUACUGUAUCACUACUUCAUUGUAUUACUGUAUCACUACCUUGCUCUAUCAGAACAUUACUGUAUCACUACCUUGCUGUAUCAGAACAUUACUGUAUCACUACCUUGCUCUAUCAGAACAUUACUGUAUCACUACCUUGCU